CUGUACUUUAUUGAAAUGAAGGUUUUCCCAGCCAGCGACUUGAGACCAACGCACAUGUUGCAUAUGGGACGAUGAACCCUGCGCCAUGCUGUAUUUAGUAAAUUUACUGCAGAGAGACAUCUGGUAUCUACCGAUCUCGUCAGGCAGAGCUUACCAAACGGAAUACCCCCAUGACAUGAUUUAUAUCCUGCAAGGGUUUGUGUUGGUACUUGAAUUUUCCUCAUUAUCUCGCAUCGUUCCUCCUCCUCCUCCUCCUCCUCCUCCUUCUUCCAGCUCAAGAAUCUCAGUUCUCUUUUCUUUGUAUCAAUUGCAUCGUCCUCAGAGUACAUAGCUGCCGUCAGUCAUCAUGGAGAAGACUGAAGAUAUACACGCCUCCGACAAGACGAUCGGAGAAGCGUCCGCUCCUUCUUCACCUCGCGAGUCCGAGAAACAUGCCUCAAGAGAUGGACCCAUUCUCGAUGGUGAUGAGCAUAUCAACUUGGGAUGGAGGAGUUGGUUGGUUGUCUUCAUGACUUGCUUUGCUAUCAUGGCACAGACAUUCGUGGUGGUCGGUCCCGGCAACGUCAUAUCCUUUAUCAUUCGAGAACUUGGUGAUCCGGGCCUCGUGGGAUGGAUUAUUCAAGGACCCCUCCUCAUCCAAGCCGUUCUGUCCCCAAUUAUUGGUCGUCUCUCGGAUGUCGUUGAUCGACGGUACCUCGCUUCCAUCCCACCACUGAUUGCAUUUGCUGGAGCAGUGAUGUCGGCAAGAGCAAACUCCAUGGCAACAUUGAUCGGAGGUGGCAUACUGAUUGGUGUCACAUUGAGCACAAUCUCAAUUGUGCAAGCCAUUCCAGCGGAAGUUCUUCCCAUGAAGUUUCGAGCAUUGGCAAACGGCUUUGCAUUCGUUGCUGGAUCGAUUGGUGGACUUAUCGGAGUACUUGGCGGAGGGGGCUUGACAAAUGAAAACAUCAAAGGCUGGAGAAACAUCUACUGGCUGCAGGCUGCCUUCCAUCUCACAUCUGCGAUCGGACUACUCGCAUUCUAUCACCCCGAACGGCCAGCUGAUCGACCAAAGAAGUCAUUCCGUGAAGUCUUCUGGGCCAUGGACCCAAUUGGAUCUGGUCUCUUUAUGUGCGGCUCAACUCUGAUGCUACUGGCAUUGGACUGGGCUGGAGGAACCUACAAGUGGAGUGAUUUGCACGUGGCUGUGCCUCUGGGUGUUGGUGGUGGAUUGACCAUUCUAUUCUUUCUCUAUGAAUGGAAGGGGAGAGACGAUGGACUUGUGGCACAUGUGUUUUUCAAAGGCAGUCCCAACUUCGCUCUCUCCGUGUUUGCUUUCGCCGUCGAAGGAUGGAUCUUUUUCAGUGCCGUCAACAGCGUCACAACCCAAAUCGUCCUCAACCUUGGCUUCGAGACUUCAGCCUGGAAGAUUUCAAUUCGUCAGCUCAGUUUCAACUUGGUCAACAUCUUCGCAUGUUUACCAAUCACGUGGUAUGCUACGAAGUACAAGGAUAUGAAGCUCCCUCUUCUUGUUACUUUCGUCCUUUUCCUCGUCGUAUGCAUAUGUUACUCGACUAUCACCCCUGCAAUGAACCAUGCUCAGAUCGGGUAUAAUGUCAUCUCUGGUAUUGGCCAAGCUGGCCCAUUGACCUUACUCGUCGCCCUCGUCCAAUUUACAGCACCCCAUCAAUUCCUCGCCAACGCAACCGGUCUUGCUUUCUCAGCCAGAGCCAUCGGAGGUGCAUUUGGCUCAGCAGUCGUCAAUGUCAUUAUCAACAACAAGCUGAACUCGACACUGACUCCCAAGGUCACCAAAGCGGCCCUCGGUGCAGGUCUUCCCGCUUCAUCGCUUGGCGAUCUCUUUAAAGCCAUGGCUACUGGAGACCCUGCAGCCUUCGCUGCUGUUGUUGGACUGACUCCUGAAAUCACCGGCGCUGCGAUGAAGGCAAGCCAGAAUGCUCAUGCUGCUGCAUAUCGUCUUGCUUGGGCUUCGAUCAUCCCAUUUACGGUCCUCGCUAUCAUCGCCGUCGCUUGUUUGAAGGGUGUCAAGGAUCUGAUGACUGAGAGAAUUGAUGCUACUCUGGAGCAUGUUCAUCAUGUUGAUGAGUCUAAAGCAUAGUUAUCAUGAUAGAGAAAGGGUCCCUUUCGGGAGGAUUGGAUAGACGGCUUUGUGGAAUCAGGUGUAAUGGGGACGAAAUUGGUAGACUUGCUUGCACUGGAAUGCAGCAUAUGGUUCAUAUAUCAGCUUCUGCUUGUAACGCAGAACUGACAGAGUAUUUUCAAUCCAAUAGACUUCGGUGGCUGUUGAUCUCAGCCACUCUCCGGAACCUUCCAAUAUCUCAACACAUAUUGAUCACGUGUCAGACUGGGUGACAGGACCACCGGGAUUCUUAGAUACUACAUGAGGCAUAUAAGAAGUAGUCUUUUCACCGCGUGUAUCCUUGAAAAGAUACAUAUCUUAUUCUACCCAGGGUUUGCCCUUUCGCG
Molecule: messenger RNA, 2466 nt
Organism: Cadophora gregata
Lineage: Eukaryota; Fungi; Ascomycota; Leotiomycetes; Helotiales; Ploettnerulaceae
Exons: 8
Coding region: 347-2098 (583 amino acids)
Biological process (GO): transmembrane transport
Molecular function (GO): transmembrane transporter activity
Source: RefSeq, a predicted model, not a curated record